This is a messenger RNA of Doryrhamphus excisus (bluestripe pipefish), 6275 nucleotides long. The record is from RefSeq and is a predicted model, not a curated record. Lineage: Eukaryota; Metazoa; Chordata; Actinopteri; Syngnathiformes; Syngnathidae.
GAACUGUCAAAAUCGCUUGUUGCUUCCUCCCAAGCCUUAAAAGUAGUUAGCAAGCUAGCGUGUGGAGAGUAACUGCAAGUCCGGCAGUCACUAUUAAAACACUAUUAGGAAUUCGAAAAAAAAGUUAUCUACCGUAAAGAAGUGGGAUGCCGCUGAUUGUUCAUCUUUCCUGGAUGUCUCUUGACAGGCUGCGGCUCUCGCUCCUCCGACCGACCGAGUAGCGCUGUCACGCGCAGCUGGAUGUGACAGGUUCGCCAUCAGAUUGCUGACAGGAAGUGCCUUGUGAGACAGCAUCCCUACUUUUUAAAGGAAUUUCUAAAUCCAUCUGCAGCCGAGACAGGACGUUCAGACACUUGCUGUAGUCCUCUCUAAGCUCGUAACUUCAGAAUCUUCUUCUGGCUCUCCAACAACAUUUUGGGACACCACAUUGGUAAAACCAACUGAACUCAUCUGUGAGAAUGCUUCCUCUGCUUUGUCAGAGGUUUGCACUUGAUUCUUGAUGAGUGAUGAACAAUCCACUGUUUAAGUGACAAAUUGCUCGACAGCAGCUCCAUGCUCUGCUCACACGCAAGACUUUGCCAGUUCAUUACCUCCACUUUCCUGUCUGCAGCGACAAAUCUUAUCCACUGAGCAGAAAGGGGUUGUUUUCAGCGGCAACUUCAGUUUUUAUCCCUGGAAUCUGGCAACAGCUCCUCAGAGGCCGUGCAUCCUCCCGAAACCAAGUGGCUCGACUCCAAACCAGCCAGUGACGCUGACAUGGCUCUGAACAUUGCUUCCAUACGUGACACAAAAUGGCUGACCCUGGAAGUGUGUCGGCAGUUUCAGAGGGGGACUUGCUCACGCAGUGAUGAAGAGUGCAAAUUUGCCCACCCACCUAAAAGCUGCCAGGUGGAAAAUGGGAGAGUGAUCGCCUGUUUUGACUCUUUAAAGGGCCGCUGCACACGGGAGAACUGCAAGUACCUACACCCGCCCGCCCACCUGAAGACCCAACUCGAGAUCAACGGGCGUAAUAACCUGAUCCAACAGAAGACCGCAGCCGCCAUGUUGGCUCACCAGAUGCAGUUUAUGAUUCCUGGCACCACCAUGCAACCUGUGACCUUUCCAGUUAGUCAAGGCCUGGGCUCUACCACAGGUUUGAGCUACACACCAUACCUGACCCCCAUGUCGCACAGCAUGGGCCUGGUGCCCACAGACAUCUUGCCCAGCACCCCAGUGAUCGUCCCAGGCAGUCCUCCUGUGUCGGUAUCUGCAGGUUCCUCCACCAACCAGAAACUACUGCGAACAGACAAGCUGGAGGUUUGUCGUGAAUUCCAGCGGGGCAACUGUGCCCGUGGUGAGACCGACUGCCGCUUUGCCCAUCCAAGCGACAGCCCCAUGAUUGACACCAGUGACAACACAGUCACUGUCUGCAUGGACUACAUCAAGAGUCGUUGCUCUCGUGAGAAGUGCAAGUACUUCCACCCUCCGGCACACUUGCAGGCCAAGAUCAAGGCCGCCCAACACCAGGCCAACCAGACAGCAGUAGCCGCACAAGCCGCCGCCACGACUGCAGCCAUGACUCAGUCGACUGCCAAAGCAAUGAAGCGACCCCUCGAGGCAACUGUAGACCUGGCGUUUCCUCACAGCGUCCUUCAGCCGCUACCAAAGAGACCGGCAUUGGAGAAGAGCAACGGUGCGAGCUCCCUGUUCAACCCCAGUGUCUUGCAUUACCAGCAGGCACUGACCAGCGCUCAGCUCCAGCAGCCAGCUUUCUUUCCCACAGGGUCAGUCUUGUGCAUGACGCCUUCUAGCAGUCUUGUCCCAAUGAUGUACAGUGCUACGCCUGCUACUGUCUCUGCAGCAACAACUCCCGCCACAAGUGUCCCCUACGCAGCAACAGCACCAGCCAAUCAGGAGCCAAGGCUGGAUGGCGUGCAUGUGUGGACCGUUUUAAACCUGGAAAUUUCAGCACAAUGAAUGCACAGCAGCUGGCAGUCAGUCAGUGAUAGCUGCCUUCAGGACACAGACAUGUACUGAGCAAUCUUGCGUGAAAAUGCUACAAAAAGCCUGGAACUGGAAAGGCUGGGUCAUAGAAAACCACGGCGUAUACCCGUAGGUCGCCCUGCAGUUGCCACCACAUAGAGUACACUUCUAGAUCACCAUUUGAGAAGGUGUUUUCUAGGGAUGUUCGAUAUUGACUUUUUUGCUGAAAACCCAUAUGCCGAUAUUGUUCAACUCUCAAUUUCAAUGACAUAUCUCCCGUGGUGGAAUGAACAGAUUUUUACAUACAGGUUUUUAUGAUCGGGAAAACAAAUCUGAUACUGAUAUCAACCGAUAUUGCAAAAUCGACAUACAGUAUUUGGAAAAUUAAAAAAUACAUUGAGCUGACUUAAACCACUUGUGACUUAUUUGGUCAAGAGAGUCAUGUUUGUGAAGCAAAGCCUUUGGAAGCGCCUUCCCAGGCUGUGUACUCUGAAGGGAAACUCCCCAUUUGACCGUGUCACAUGGCGGCCAUGCGCCCGCACUUCCUGUAAUUGCCAUGCAGAACCCACAGCAGGAGGCGGUGUCGCUCUUUAAAGAUGCAUAUGGGACAAGGAGAAGCGGUGACGUCAGCUCUCUGCCGUCUGCCUCCGUCUGUCCCUCUGACCACCGGCCCCUCCCUGCCAGCCAGGGAUACAGUUUCCCUGGCAACAUUGAAUUAACAAUUAUUUUUAGCUAUUGCUAAGAUACACUAACCCGUCACAACAUCCCCGCUCAUGUAACGUAAACAACUUAGCCUAAUUCAGUCAUAUGCUCCUAUAAUGAAUAUACUCUUCAAUUAAUACCUCUCUGUGUCCAUCAAAACAUCAGAAAUGGUCAUGGAUCUUAUGAGAUGGUGCAUAUGUAGCUAUGAUAGCCUGCAUAGCACAGUGAAGUGAAGGCAACUAAUGUUGUACCUGUAGUCCCAUGGUUUCGUCAUUCCAAAAAUAACACAACAACAGCAUUCAAAUACACACCUGGGCCCCGUUUCAAGAAGCAGGUUUAGUGAAAACUCGGAGUAUGUUAACCCUGAAAUGAGGGAAACUCUGAGUUUUCCGUUUCAAAAAGGGAGGUAAGUCAAACCAGAGACAGAGGAGUAACUCCAGCCUGUUUCACAGAGAGAGGUAACUUAACCUCGGUGUCAGUUACUAUGGCAACAGACUCUGUGAACAUAACCUGGUCGGGACCAGGUUUUCUUCAAUGAACCUCGAGUUUCUUUCUGUCUCCGGUGUGAUUCAUUCAUUGUCGCGCCUGUUUAAAGCCAGUUUGGUCGUUUUUCAUAAUCACCAUCACCAACAGCAGUAAAAUAAACAGAAAGACAAAAAAAAUUUUAUUUGGUCUUCUUUAUUUCCUACAAAUAAGAAAAAAAAUGGUUUCUUACUUUUUAAUUGUUACAAUCAUCAACACAAUUCACCUAUGACCAUGCACCCACCUCUAACUUGUGUUUUAAUAAUUCAAUUUCCAGAUCCGUUUUAGUUAUCUGGCGGUCCAGCAGCACCAUUUCUUUUUCUGUUUUUUGUACUGUUUUUAAUAAAUGCACUUUGUAGAUUUCUUUUAGUGGUAGCUGGGAACACAUAAGGAUGACAUUAUACAGUUGCACAUGAAUUCCACUGAAUUAACCUCUGGAAUUUACUGAAUACGUAUCUCACUGUGUCAGUCUGUGCUGUGGAGGUUGAGGGACCCUCUUCCUGCUGCCCAGCCAUGCUCUGCUAAAAUGGAUAAGAAUCCGUUGAUACUUCAGUGUAGGCUAAAAGUCACUAUAAUCCACAAAAGCAUGUAAACACAUGUGAAUGGAGAGGAAAUCAGUAACAUCAAGAUUUUACCUCUGUAGGCCUCUCAGGCUCCCUCUCAGACACCACAGAGAAGGCAGCAGACAUUGUGGUCCCAUCAUCUUCAUCAUCCUGUUUAGAGUGUUGUGUUUCACUAUGCUAUACUUUAAAUAUGGCAUAAUCUCUGGACUAUUGGCUACUUACAGUUAAAGUGGCACAUGGAUCCACUAGACCAAGUACGUCUUCAGAAUCUGUUGAGACAAAAGAAAAACACAUGAAAGGGAAAUUAACAUUGAACUAUAGGCCCCAAAAGAAGUUUGAGGCCUAGGCCUAUUGCAUCUUAUCAAGGCUGGUGGCUCCUGUGUAAUCAUGUCCGAGGAUGAGGUUCCUCCAGGGAUCCUCUCUGCGACUGGCCUCCCGACAGUCUGACUCAUGGCCAGCUCCUCUGCCUCGGUCAGACGUGGUGGGGGUGGUCCUCCGCCAGUUUUGCGGGCAGAUGCCCGCUUUCUGUUGGCUGAGUAGAAGUUAGAUGUUGCUUUUCAUAUGUCUGAUUUAACUGUAUACAGGCGAUGACAUUUAUGUGUGUGAAAACAAUAUUAUGUUGGAGAUAAUGCACACUGAAACAGCUGUUGAAUGAUAUUUAGUGGUAAACAUGAUUAAAAAAAGGCACCCUGACUGUUAUGCUGAGGGUUUACCUGUUUGAACAAUGUUUUUAUAUUUCAUCUUCAGCUGCUUCCACGUUCUUUUUUCGCCGGUGGGAUUACAUCUAAGUGACAUAAAUUGUAGCUGUAACACCAUUCUACUUGUUUGCAUCUGUAGCCUAAUAUUAUUGUGAUUGCAUAAAUGUAUAUAAUAAAUUUAAACUUACGCAUUGACUCGAGCAGUAAUCUUCUCCCACGCCGACUCGCGUUCUUUCGCUGCUGCAGCCGUGUUGCUUUUCUUUUUAAAAACUCUUUCAAUGUUGCUUUUCUUUUUAAAAACGCUUUCAAAUUUACCGUAUGACCGCAUUAAUAUAUCCAGUUCCAGAGGACUGAAAUACGACGAUCUUUUCUUCUCACUCGUUGCCAUGGUGAAUCGAGGGAACAGGGCUCCAUUGAUCAGGGCUUUUUAAAGUCGUGGUGCACGCGCUUAACUCAGAGUGAACAAACUCUGUGUUGAUUGAACCAAUUGAAAUCACCUGUUCUGAAACCCGUAAGUCAGAGUUUCCUGUCUCAGAGUAGAUCAACUCAGAGUUCAGGGUUAGACUCCAGAGUUGGUUGAACCUGCUUCUUGAAACGGGGCCCUGACAGCUACCUGUUGCCACCUGGCUUAGAUACUUAGGUCUGCAGCGCCAUCUACUGCACAAACAGGACAUUCAAACACACAUAAAGGCCCAUGGUUAUGGACACAUGUGUGAUAUGGGAUAGAGCACAAAGCCAUAUCUCAACCUCAAGCAUUGUGUCACCAUGCUGCCCCCCCCAGCUUGAAUGGUGCUGGAUGGGUCACAAAUUAAGAUGCAGCACCCUCGUCUGUCAGGAUGUGGUAUUACAUGGAAACAAACAUUUUUCUAGUUAGAGCAACCUCCUAAAUGUGUUUUCACAACAUUAUUAGAGUCCGGUAGACAUGAAAUAACACCCCUAUAGUCACCUUUACAUGUGUAGAUAAUUCAUAUGGUAGACAAAAUAAGCGGAUACAAGACUUAGAGUACAUAAAAUGUUGUUUUUUAUUUAAAUGUUUUGCCUUCAUGAGGCAUUCCCAAGCAUACAAAUGGCUAAAUUAACUAAAAUACAAACACAAGGCUUUCAAAAGACACACGUGAUGUACGCUGUGUAGUAUUCCACACUUGCCACUCGGUGUCACUGAUGUUACUGUAAUGUUCGGUGAGACACAUAAGCACCAGACUUGAUCAGCGGAACAACAGGCUUUUAUUGCAGGUUUGAAUGAUCUCAUGACAGGCAAAAUAAUCUCUAAUUAUUUAUGUCUGAUAUGGCUUAUUGUAUGUACUCUAUUGGGUAAUAUAAUUGUAAAGGUGAUUAUAGGGGUGUUAUAGAGGGCUCUAAUAAUGUUAAAACUUGUACUUAGAGGUUCCUGAACUGUUUUUUUAUGGUCUUAAAUACAAAAACAUUUCAUUCAUAAAUAAGGAAUGCUACUUCAAUGAAAAUUCCCCGUGUAGAACCAAGUAACCGCAAUGUACAUUGGUGUGUAUAAUAAAAACGUUGGGCACACAAAGAAAAAACUGUAAAUGAGACUGGAAAUAGUCCACUCAUCAGAAAAAGGCCUGGAUGAAACUAGAAGUGAUGGGCGGAUGCAGGCCAGGCAGACCUCACCUCAGCAUCUCACCCCUGUGGUCACCUUGUGUCAUGUGACCUCAUGCGGCUGGCUUUUGUCCACUAAUAAGCAUCAUGCACCCCCACCUUACCCCCCAUCCUGCGGCUGCACUCUUUCUAUCCACAUUUUCGCAGGGGAAAAAAAACCCAUCAGAGAUGACGGAAUGGAGGAUGCCGGGUGUUAUCGCUUCCUCACUCUUUU